AUGGGGGGUCAUACUGCAGUGGUGUGUUCGGUUCUGCUGGCCCUAUGCGGUGUGCUACUGCUCAGAGGAGGGGAGAGCGCAGGAGGCAUAGUCUCUAUAGGCCAGGCUGUGGAGAAGAGAUGGAUGGACGGAGGAAUGGAGGCCCUACAUGGAGAGGAGUCCCAGGAUGAGCCGGCUAAAGAAGAGGAGCUCACAGAAACACAAAGGCAGACUGGCAAGGCAAAGAGAGCCACAGAGGAAGAAGCCGUACCAGCCCGGGUCAGGAGAGCCCCAGAGGAGGAUGGCAAAGGGAAGAAAAAGAAGGGCAAGAAGGACAAGAAGAACAAGGAGUCUAAAGCAGCCAAAAAGCCGAAGGAGAAGGGAGGCCGCCGCGGCAAAGACAAGGAGCCACGGACAGAAGCACCAACAACUCCACCACCGACCACUACCACACUACCACCGACCACUACCACAGAGGUGUACACAGAACCAGCUCCCACAGAACCUGACCCAUACCCAGACUUUCCCUAUUCAGACAGCGAGGAUGAGUACUGGAACCCUGAUGAUGAUAAGCCAGCCACCCCAGAGACCGACUCAGAGGACGAGUACUGGAACCCUGAUGAUGAUAAGCCAGCCACCCCAGAGACCGACUCAGAGGACGAGUACUGGAACCCUGAUGAUGAUAAGCCAGCCACCCCAGAGACCGACUCAGAGGACGAGUACUGGAACCCUGAUGAUGAUAAGCCAGCCACCCCAGAGACCGACUCAGAGGACGACUACUGGAAAGGAAAGGAGGAGGAGCCUGCAGGCCCAGUGGUCGACCCAGAAGAUGACUAUUGGAAUGGAGAGGACCCGACGGCCACACCCCCCACUCUUGUGGUGGAUGGAGAGGUGGACACGGGAGAUGAAGACUACUGGGACGCUAAAUACGAGGUGCCCGAGAAUCUUCCUUUCCCUGACGGUAAAGAGGUCGUCCCCACAGAGAAAGAUGACUGGAGCUACGCUGUCACAGAGGACUCUGUUACACCGCCACCCACCUAUGUAAGCCCAUGGUACGAGGAGUACGACUACGGAUAUAGUGGUGGACAGAGUAUAAGGAAAGAAAAGGAGAGAGAGGAUAGAGAGAGAGCUCAGCAGAGGAGGGAGGAGGAAGAUAGGGAAAAAGCCAAGAGACCACCUGUAUUCAAAGAGCCCAAAAAGUGUCCUCCACUGGGUAUGGAGUCUCACAGGAUAGAAUCAGACCAGCUGCUGGCCUCCUCCAUGUCUCACUACCGCUAUAGCCAGGGCAGGGCACGACUCAACAUGCAGGCUUCGGAGGAUGAGGAAGAGGACAUGCGUGGUGGGGCGUGGUGUCCUAACCAAGAGGACAAGAUUCACUGGUUUGAGAUCGACGCUCGCAGAGCAACAGAGUUUACUGGAAUCAUAACACAAGGACGAGACUCACGCAAUGAGAGUGACUUUGUGACAUCAUACUAUGUGCAAUUCAGUAAUGACAGCAGAGAAUGGACAACCAUGAAUGACGGUUACUCUGACUGGUUGUUCUUUGGUAACUCUGAUAAGGACACCCCAGUGCUGAAUCAGUUAGCUGAGCCCAUACUAGCUCGCUACAUCAGAGUCAUCCCUAAGAGCUGGAACGGCAGUUGCUGUAUGAGGCUAGAGGUGCUGGGAUGCCCACUGCCUGACCCCACCAGUGCUUACCAAAGGCUGCAGAAUGAGGUGACUCCAGUCCAGUACCUGGACUUCAGACAUCACAACUACUCAGAUAUGGUCACGCUGAUGAAGUCUGUGUCUGAGGAGUGUCCCAACAUCACCAGUAUGUACAGCCUGGGCCGCAGCUCCAAUGGACUAGACAUCGUGGCCAUGGUGAUAUCAGGCAACCCCACAGAACACGAGAUAGGUGAGCCAGAGUUCCGCUACACGGCUGGUCUCCAUGGAAACGAGGCGACAGGGCGGGAGAUGGUUCUUCUUCUGAUGCAGUACCUUUGUAAGGAGUACAAAGACGGCAACCCCAGAGUGCGCCGCCUGGUGGAGGGAAUACGUACCCACCUGGUGCCCUCGCUGAAUCCUGACGGACAGGAGAAGGCCCUCACAGCGGGUUCAGAGCUGAGUGGUUGGACCACAGGCCACUGGACGGAGGACGGCCAUGACAUCUUCCACAACUUCCCUGACCUGAACAGUGUUCUGUGGGAGGCAGAGGACAAGGGUAUGGUGCCCAAACUGACCCCCAAUCAUCAUGUCAAGAUCCCUGCAGACACAGUGGGGGACGACAAGAUAGCUGUGGAGACUCAAGCCAUCAUCUCGUGGAUGGAGAGCCACCCGUUCGUACUGGGGGCCAACUUCCAGGGAGGGGAGAGGGUAGUGGCCUACCCCUAUGACAAUCACCGCCUAACCAAGACCGCCAGCGCCAGCGAGAGAGACAGGGCACACAGCCGCAAGAAGAGACAGUACGAGGACGAGUAUGACAGAGGGACAGAUUGGGAUAGGGGCUACGACCGUGAGGAGCCAGAGGAAGAUGAUAGGAACAGGGGACACCAGGAGCCAGAAGAGGACCGGUGGAACAGGGGACACCAGGAGCCAGAAGAGGACCGGUGGAACAGGAGAUACCAGCAGCCAGAAGAGGACCGGUGGAACAGGGGACACCAGGAGCCAGAAGAGGACCGGUGGAACAGGGGAUACCAGCAGCCAGAAGAGGACCGGCGGAACAGGGGAUACCAGCAGCCGGAAGAGGACCGGUGGAACAGGGGAUACCAGCAGCCGGAAGAGGACCAGUGGAACAGGGGAUACCAGGAGCCAGAGGAGGAGUGGAGGGGGCAUGGCUAUGGUCACAGGGAAGAGGAAGAGGAGGAUGACAGAGGGAGGGGGGAACAUCAGGACGCAGAGCCUGAGGAUGAACCCAGGGCCACGGCAGACGCCUCCUUUUUCAGGUGGUUGGCCAUCUCCUACGCCUCCACUCACCUGUCGAUGACAUACACUUCCCACGGCUCCUGUCACGGCGAUGACAUCACUGGCGGCGUCGGAAUCAUCAACCGCGCCAAGUGGAAGCCCGUCACAGGAAGUAUGAAUGACUUCAGCUACCUGCACACUAACUGUCUGGAGCUGUCAGUGUUCCUGGGCUGUGAUAAGUUCCCCCAUCAGAGUGAGCUGGUCAUCGAGUGGGAGAAGAACAGAGAGGCUAUGCUCACCUUCAUGGAGCAGGUGCAUCGUGGGAUCAGGGGCGUGGUGAAAGACAAAGAGGGGAACCCCAUCGCUAAUGCCACAGUGUCUGUAGAGGGGGUCAACCAUGAUGUCACUACAGCUGUAACAGGGGACUACUGGCGCUUGUUGAACCCAGGUGAGUACCGUGUGACAGUGCGGGCAGAAGGCUUCACCCCCCUGACCAAGCUGUGUGUGGUGGGUUACGAGCCAGGGGCAACUACCUGCAGCUUUAACCUGGCCAAGUCCAACUGGGACCGCAUCAAACAGAUCAUGGCCCUGCACGGCAACAAGCCCAUCCGCCUUCUCAGCCACGGCGGAACACGACGGAACACAGCCUCGAACGGUAACAGCCGUGUGUUGCAUAACAACGGCGCUGCCGCCAUUGAUCCUGAGAAGAGUCGCAUGCGCCAGCAAAAGCAGAGGCUCGCCCGCCUCCGUCGUCUACGACAGCAGAAACUGAUGAGAUCGACAACGACUUUGCCCCCGACAACCACGCCGGUUCCCACGACAACAGAGGCGGAGCCCACCACUGCCUGGUACGACUCGUGGCUCAUAGGAGAGGGGCAAACAUCAGCGCCAGAAGGUUUCACAGACUCCAUCUUGGAUUACAACUACGAGUACAAGAUCGACGAUUACUAAGCGUAACACCAAGGUCUUGUUCCAGUACAUUUACAAUACAUCCUUCCUCUCCACUUCCUUAAAGUAAUCAAGGUAGGGAGGGAAGAAGUAUACAUUUUAAAGUAUUUUGAACAGGACCAAUUUGUCAUAGGUCUAGCCCAGACUGUUAACUCAAUUCCUGGACAAUUAAGUGACCCCUUGAAAAUCUGAAUGGACUGGAUAUGCUUAAAAUCCAAUAACUCUGGUAGGAUAGAUUGACUCUCCCACUCCUAUAUUACAGAACCCUUCCAUUCUUUCAGAUCUACAAAAGGGCCACAUGAAGUGUUCAGGUAUAUUUACAAAAAGGAACAAUGAUGUUGAAUACAGAAACAGUCAGUCAGUGUUCUGUAUAACUGCUCGAGUAGGUCUUUUGAUACGAAGUUUAACACAAAUGAAAAUGUCAGUACUGAUAUCUGGGAAAGCCUGUUGACACCAAUUCAAUUUGAAGCUUUCCUAGAGAAUGUACUUCAGAGAUCAUGUAGAUGUGCUGGUUGGAAAUUAAACUUGUUUUUACCACCACCUCCGCCCCUGAAGAGUCAAAACAAAGAAUGAAAGUUUCUCUUUUUCUUAUAAAAGUGUGGAUUUAUUUACAUUAUUUUCACCCAUGACAGCAAAACCAUAAUAUCGACAGAUGUUAAAUGUUAACUUUACAAAAUGUUAGUUGAAGGUUGAGCGAGAAAUCAAGAGAGAUUUUCUGAAAUGUUCCUCAUUACUUAGCUGAGGAAAGUUAUUUUUUCAAUGAAUAAAGGCUCAUUUACGUACA
This is a messenger RNA of Coregonus clupeaformis (lake whitefish), 4594 nucleotides long. Its product is annotated as adipocyte enhancer-binding protein 1. NCBI's taxonomy places the organism in Eukaryota, Metazoa, Chordata, Actinopteri, Salmoniformes, Salmonidae. Gene Ontology annotation, molecular function: DNA-binding transcription repressor activity, RNA polymerase II-specific; zinc ion binding; RNA polymerase II transcription regulatory region sequence-specific DNA binding. Gene Ontology annotation, biological process: proteolysis; negative regulation of transcription by RNA polymerase II. Bases 1 to 3813 code for a protein of 1270 amino acids. The transcript has 23 exons. The record is from RefSeq and is a predicted model, not a curated record.